AUGGCACCCCAGUUCCUGCUGGUGUUCCCCCUUUGGCUCUUCUCCCUCCAAGCGGUGGCUGGCUGCCUUCAGUGUGACCGCCGCUUCUUGGAUUCUGUGGCAACCUUGCUGCUGGAAAUGCUCCCAGCAGACCUCCCCGACCGAGACGCCCUCAUAGAACGGCACAUCCAGGCCUUUGUCGACCUGCACGGCACCUUCCUCCGGAAGAUGCACGAGCGAGUGUUGGAUGUCCGAGGAGUGAUGUCUAUCAAAUCAGAUAUUAUUCGUCAGCUGAGGGACCUCAAGAGCAGCAAAGCCUGGAAAGGCGUCUUCCUGUGGCAGCUCUCCCUGUAUCAGCUCCGGGUAUCUCUGCGAAGCCGCCUGCAGCAGUCGCUGGAGAAAUUCGCUGACCUCGGUACCAAUGGGGAAGGGAAAGCGGUGACGGAGGGCCCUGUCCUGGACUGCUGGACCUGCUUACGUAUUGCCAGGCAAUGCUUUGAUGGAGAGCUCUGUGGAGUGGAAGACAGGCGCCUUGCAGAAUAUAAUGAAGUUGUUCUUUACCUCUUCUUUGUUUGCGAGUCAGUGUUCGUGACCUCAGUUAUUCUUGUGUACUGGGUGUGCGUCAAGCAUAAGAAGCAGAUGCUGCGAAAAGCACUGCGCCUUUAG
Molecule: messenger RNA, 645 nt
Organism: Zootoca vivipara (common lizard)
Lineage: Eukaryota; Metazoa; Chordata; Lepidosauria; Squamata; Lacertidae
Source: RefSeq, a predicted model, not a curated record